UUCAAAGCGAGAAAAAAACAGUUCUGCGCCGAACUAUGAACAACGACUGUGUUGAUUUACGAUUAAAUUUUGAAAAAUUGUGUCGCUUCUGUCUUUCCCUAGAAAAUUGUGUGCCUUUGUUCAUCAACUCAACCAUAAACGAAAUCCUGAUCGAUGCUGUUGAUGUGCUCCUGCCUAAGGUUGAUGAGCACGAUGGACUGCCCAACUGUGUUUGUGCCCGGUGCCAUCAAAGGAUGGCCGAUUUUUCCAAAUUUGAGGCAACUGCUCUGGAAGUCUACAACAAGCUGCAAAGCGUCAUAGCUUACCUUGAUGAAGAAGGGGAUGAUUGUAAUGCCGGGCCUCAGCCGAUGCUCGAGGACGAUGCCAAUGAACGGCUAAAAACGUCCCCGAAUGCAAUUGAAGAUGGUCCCGCACAAGAGAUGGAAAGUAUCGCACCGGAAGCCGAAAUUGCAGCACCAAAAACACACCCCGCAUCAAAACCCACCCGCCGCCCAAAGAAAGCUUGUCCCGUGUGCGGCAAGCUGGUGUCGCAGAUCAGCAAGCACAUGCCGGUGCACAGCAGCGCAACGAAACGCUUCGCCUGCGAGCAGUGCGACAAACGCUUUGCGCAGUUGGCCAGCUUGCGGAAGCAUCUGAAGAUACACCGGAACAUACGCAACUAUCGGUGUGAGCACUGUGGGGACAGUUUCUGCGAUCGGUCCUCGCUAAGGUAUCACCUGGCCAAGCAUCGGGGUGUGCCGGGGUUUGCGUGUGAAUUCUGUGACCGGCAGUUUUACACCUCGUCCCAGUGGAAGCAACACCAAAGCUUGGCCCACCGGGAGCGUACGUUUCGUUGUGAUGUUUGCGGGCAGGCGUUUCUGCUAAAGCACCAUCUGACGGAACAUGCUCAACUGCACACCGAUGGACGUCCGCAUGAGUGCGACGUGUGCGGUAAAGCUUUCAAGCGGGAACGAUACUUGCAUGUUCAUAAGCGACGCCGGCACUCCAUGAAAGAGGAAGGGGGGGAGUGAUGCCAUUGUUUCAUGAGGUGAAAUUGUACACUUCAAGCAGGACCUGGACCUAAACGUGGCUCUGAACUCCGCAUGUCGCGUUGCUGCCGAGAUACGUUCAUCUCCUGUCCACUCUGUAGUUAAAUGCUGUAACGGGUCAACCAGACGGGACCAGACGUAUUGGUAGGCCUAUGACCUCAUGUUGAGUAUGUUGAAGUUUGUGGAUCUAGUGAAUAUGGCGGUGGACUCAUUGGAAUAGAUCGCCAUUAUUAUGACCGUGAGCUCGAGAACCAGUACUAACAUGAAGUAAGAAGGGGUUAGCCUCUACGGUUCCGGAUGACAAAGGAUUUUAUCUGGAGGCCAUAGGUCCCAAUAAUGCAUCAAUAACGAUUAAUAGAAUAAAACACCCAGACAAUGUUCCAAACAUAAACUGCUAAUGUUUUAAGUUAAAAAAGAAAAUUAUUUGAAACAAAAAUUAAUACAGUUAAUAAAACGUGUUAAUUGAAGAACAUUUUCAAAAAAGCCAUGAAACCCUGUACGAGUGUGAUAUCGUAUACUAACACAGCUGAUCACUAGAGAUCACCUCCAUCGUCGGAUGCUCUCCUGUUAUCAAAUGCCCCGCUUUCAGGACGAUCGCGAAUGAAUUCUAUACAUACCAGUGGUCCCAAAAGGAAUGAAAGAGAGCGGAAUACUUGCAUCCUUUACCAGCCCGCCAUCACAUCACAUACACUACUAUCGAUCAACUUCCCCUCUGCAUGGGCAUGAAUGUAUGAAGAUCGUAUACUAACGCAACUGCUGACGAGAGAUCAUCAUCCUCCAUUUGGAUGCGCUCCUGGUUCCCGAAAGUCAAAAUUCAAGGUCACCCGUUCCGAUCACUCCAGCAUCCACUAGCAACGAGUGAAAGAUAGAAAGAGAGAGAGAGAGAGAGAGAGAGAGCGUUUCCCCUCCAUCAAGGCUCACACUCACACUCAGCCACUAUCGAUCAUUCCGAGUGUGAUAACAAGGAAAGCGAUACACAGAUAACUGAUUGGAAGGAUACUAGCAAAAAGGGGGUGGAGCUUCAGUAUCAAUUACAUCAACCAUGUAUAUAUAAAACCUAUUUAAGCUGGUUUUGAAGAAGACUGAUCCAAGCCAAGCUGAUGAAAGGUAUCCUCUUCUGAUGGCUGCUCUCCUGUGACUUUUCACAGAUUGUUUUCGUUGACUCUACGCGGCGGCACGGUUUGUAGAAAUCGUCUUCAGUUCCUUUGAAAUCCUUUCCUCGUGCGAGCGGAGCAGUACCGGUAUGGCAAACGUUGUAAAUCUCAUCUCAAAAAACAUACAUUUAUUUUAAACACAUUUGAUACGUAUU
Anopheles merus is the source of this 2337-nucleotide messenger RNA. RefSeq names its product zinc finger protein 32-like. Lineage: Eukaryota; Metazoa; Arthropoda; Insecta; Diptera; Culicidae. The record is from RefSeq and is a predicted model, not a curated record. Gene Ontology annotation, molecular function: DNA-binding transcription factor activity; RNA polymerase II cis-regulatory region sequence-specific DNA binding; zinc ion binding. Bases 36 to 1010 code for a protein of 324 amino acids. The transcript has 3 exons. Gene Ontology annotation, cellular component: nucleus. Gene Ontology annotation, biological process: regulation of transcription by RNA polymerase II.